Messenger RNA from Osmerus eperlanus (European smelt), 1627 nucleotides. RefSeq lists its product as uncharacterized. The transcript has 11 exons. NCBI's taxonomy places the organism in Eukaryota, Metazoa, Chordata, Actinopteri, Osmeriformes, Osmeridae. The coding region runs from base 137 to 1324 and encodes 395 amino acids. Gene Ontology annotation, molecular function: ubiquitin-protein transferase activity. The record is from RefSeq and is a predicted model, not a curated record.
UGAUACACUCAAGGUUGUAUUUCCACAAUUGGAGACGGUGUCUGGUGGUUGGCUGCUUUACAAAUCAGCAGGAGGAUGGGGUAGCCGCAAACUCUCUCUUGUGACACCUGAUUAUACUGGCUACACAGGCAAAAUAAUGAAGCUUGCAAGCCAGGGGGGUAAAACGACUCUUUUCAUGGCACCAAUUCAAGAAGAACUAAGCACAACUCCUUUGCAACUAACAGACAAUGCAUUCAGUGGCAUGCCAAACGCAGGGUGUCAGAAAUGUGGAGCAGCUAUUCCACUGCCGUUUCUGACCAAACACUUAAAAUCUUGCAACAUCAUUGAUGUUGACAGUGAUAAUUGCCCAGCUAAUGUGGAGGAAAACUGUGCGCAGGAAGACGUAACAUCAGCAGAUCAGCAACCCUGUCCUAUGUGCAUGAACAUAUUUCCCUGUCACAUUAUUGAGGCACAUGCUGCUUCAUGCGGGGAAAGUGCAGGAAAUGAGGCGAUUGAGUGUAGUACUGUGAUGGAAGAAGAGCAAGCAGUAAUGCCUGGACCGUCCAGAAGCAGUGCAGCAGUUACAGACGACUGGCUCACCAUCCAAGACCCUACCAAGGCCAUGUCUCAGUUUCGGGAUUCCCUAUUCCACAUUUAUGAAAAGGAGAGUGCUUUGGUUCUCAGCAUGGAUACUAGAGAAACCCCUGCCGAACAGGACAUGGCACUCCUCUCCUUCUACAAGCGACCUAAUGUGGAAUGGGCACGACCCUUGCAUUGCAGACUUGAAGGUGACGUUGCCAUUGGAAAGGGUGUAACUCGCUUUUUCCUCUCAACUUGCAUUGAGAAGUUGAAGUCUGGGUUUUGCAUCAACUUUGCAAACACUGAUGUGACACGGCUGUUUGAUGGAGAGACAGGCCAUUUGGUGCCGUCAGCCUCUCACUUCCUAGUUGAAAGUGAUAUGUUCGUCAUGGCAGGGAGAAUGAUAGGCCACUCCUUCCUUCAUGGUGGACCGUGCCUGUCUGGGCUCAGCCCUGCCUUAGCUCAUGUCCUGCUUGGAGGGACUCCCGAAACUGCAACUGUAGCCCUAGAAGACUGUCCAGACCUGGACAUCCGGGAAACAAUCAGGCUUAUUCAAGGUGAAUCCGAACUCUCUGAGGAAGAGGCAAAAAGAGUACAGGACUUGGCCUAUGCCUGGGACCUCCCUUGCCUGUCUAAUAAUAACAGGAGAUGGCUUUUUGAGAAAAUGUUGAUCCAUGCUGUCAUUGGACGUGUCACAAGACAAAUUAAACAGCUGAGACAUGGUCUUAAAGAGACACAAGUGGACCGUGCUGACCAAACGACCUGACACAGUGGCCCUGCUAUUCCCUAAAGAGGGAGCAGUGGAUUACAGCCCUGAGAUACUUCUGAAGCGCAUUACCUGGCCUCAUCAUGAUGAAGAAGAUGAUGACAAUGAUUUUUCCGUUGACACCAUGUGCCACGUAUCAGGUUAUCUUCGACAGUUCAUUGAAAAUGCAUCACCGAAUGAAUUGAGAGAUCUGGUGAAAUUCUGGACUGGAUGGGAGAUUCUGACAAGGACGAAUCUGUCCCUUGAGGUGGUCAAAGGCAGCUUCCCCACCGCCUCCACCUGUUACGAGACCCUGCGAAUCCC